AUGACAAUGGCAACACAAGCAAAGGCGCGGCCGUCCCGCAAGGCGAUUGGGAGCGACGAAGCUUAUGCCGCCAUCUUGGACGGGGCACGGCGAUUGCGCAUCCGCUGCUCUCUGUCGCUGAGCAAGCAAAACAUGUUUCGGGAGGCGGUUGAUGUCUUGCAGAGCCCGCAGUCGUCGAGGAGCCGCCAAGAGUAUCGAGUGUUUCUAUAUGAAGUCGCGGAACGGUGCGGCCCCCACGGGAUCUUGCUGUGUGCCACAGAGCUAGGUCAGCACAAGAUCACGACGAUGCGCAAGAGUGAACGGGCAGUCUUGAUUGGGAAGCUGCAAGAGGUCAAGACAGCCGACGCAAUCGACUGUCCAAUGAUACGGUCCUUGGCCAAGGAGCUUGUAAUACCACAGAUUGCACAAGCUCCUUUGGACAGCACAGACACGCUGAUGCGGCAGAUGACGGAACCCGGACGGCAAGGCGUCCAGGGCUCGCUCAGUGAUGCGGCCAACAUGGCUGACUUGGGCCCAAGCAGUGGCUACCCGUAUCCCGAUCUUUCGCAUGGCUCUGAAUCCUUGGCGGAUAGGUCGUGGCUCGGCUCUACGGACCUCCUCGACGGCACCGUGGACUCGCUUACCCCCGGAAGCAUAUCCGGAUUCGGCACGCCGCAAGAGUUGCAUCACAGCGCCUCAAUGGCGGGCAUCGCCAGCAUUCUCGGCAACUUUUGGCACAACAUCAUCCGACGGGCCGCGCCUGUGGACAUUGGCAACAGCACGCCGCGAGGGUCGCUGACGGCGUACCUGCCUCUUGACGAAGAGUCUGCCGACUGUCUGCUGAAGCUGGACAUUUCUCCGGCGGGAGCUGAAUAUCUCGCAUCCAUCUUGUUCAAUGCCGAGAUUCAGGGCGGCUCCCACGCAACGCAAAUCGCCUUUGACAACGGGUCGAAGCUGGCGCUGGCUGUCGCGGCCGGCGCUACCUGGAAGGGCGCUCCGCACCAGGCUCUUUUUUCCAUCUUUGAUACCCAAGUUUGCUGUGCAGUCAUGGAGAGCAAGCUGUAUCAGCGCGAGCUGAAGCAAGGCUUGCAGGUGACGAAUUGUGUGUCAAUGACUCUGACGGCAGAUGGGGCUACUGUCGAUGUGACGCUCGGUGCGAGACAGGCACUGGGCAUAAUAUACAAGUUUUUUGUAUAG
Molecule: messenger RNA, 1176 nt
Organism: Beauveria bassiana ARSEF 2860
Lineage: Eukaryota; Fungi; Ascomycota; Sordariomycetes; Hypocreales; Cordycipitaceae
Exons: 3
Coding region: 1-1176 (391 amino acids)
Source: RefSeq, a predicted model, not a curated record